Molecule: messenger RNA, 555 nt
Organism: Vidua chalybeata
Lineage: Eukaryota; Metazoa; Chordata; Aves; Passeriformes; Viduidae
Gene: SMIM26
Product: small integral membrane protein 26
Exons: 2
Coding region: 48-356 (102 amino acids)
Cellular component (GO): mitochondrion
Source: RefSeq, a predicted model, not a curated record
CGUGCCCCGUUGGGGGCGGGGCGUCCCACGCGUCCGCGCGGGCGGCCAUGAAGCCGGCGCGCGCCGCCGUGUGGAACGCCAGGGCCGCGCUGCUCUACUCGCUGGGCGCCUGGACCACGCUGGGCGGCCUCAUCUACUACGGCCGCCUGGAGAAAGCCGGCACCGGCACCGAGAAUGAAAACGAUCCCGACGCAAACCAAGGGGGCCGCAAGGAAGUACGCACUAAGGAAUAUCCUUUUGGAUUGACAGUGACAACAGAAAUAACCUACAGAGAGGUGCAGCCUCCUCUCACUCGGCUGUUCCGGCGUGUGGUGUCAUUCUUUGUUCCUAACGAUGACCCUCCUUCCGAAAAGUGAGCUGCUCAGAAGCUCGGGACGUGGUGCUGGAGCUCUGAGAACACCGUGCCGCUGCUGGAAGCGUGACCCGUGCAUUGCUGGCACGGCAGCUCUGGAACGGGUACUUGGGGAGCCACGCGUAAAUGGGAAGGGGUGUGGUUCAGUGUUUUGGUUACCGGAGUUCUUCAUGGUCCUUCAAAUAAAAACUCGUGAGAGAUGA